Eucalyptus grandis is the source of this 1995-nucleotide messenger RNA. RefSeq names its product homeobox-leucine zipper protein HOX11. The record is from RefSeq and is a predicted model, not a curated record. Gene Ontology annotation, molecular function: DNA-binding transcription factor activity, RNA polymerase II-specific; sequence-specific DNA binding. Gene Ontology annotation, cellular component: nucleus. Gene Ontology annotation, biological process: regulation of DNA-templated transcription. NCBI's taxonomy places the organism in Eukaryota, Viridiplantae, Streptophyta, Magnoliopsida, Myrtales, Myrtaceae.
UCUACCCUGUCCUUUACGUCGAUUUAAGUAUUCGCGAAUCUCCCCUUCGAUCUUCUCUGCGCAUCUCUCCCUCCGUUCUCCCUGCGAUUCCCCUCUCUCUCUCUCUACCUUUUCUCUCUCUAGGGGCGUGGAGGAAUACUGUGUCCCUAAAUAUUUAUAUGGAUUCACGUGCGUUUGUCAACCUGGGCUUGUCGGUCAAUCUUUACUACCCCCUCGCGGGGCCAUGAAAAGGAGCAGCGAAGAACGAUAAAAACGCCAAAAGAAAAGAUAAAAUCUUGAGAGAGAGAGAGAGAGAGAGAGAGGUACUGCGUAUGCAAAGGGAGGAGAGAGGAGAGGGGGUGUGCUUGUGUGCGUGUUUACAUUUAAAAGGGUGGAUUGGAUUAGUCCAUGGUCUUUUCCUUUUUAAAAGUCCAUCACGCCCUCUUUCUCUUCAUCAUCGGCUUCUUCUGCUCCUUCUUCCUGUACUUGUUCUUCUCCGACCGCCCCUUUGUCUCUCUGUUUCUCUCUGUGCGCGCGCGCGCGAUGGAGCUAGCUCUGACUUUAGGGGACACGUCGAAGCCGUUCUCGUUCCUCGACAAGGCCCCCAAGAUGGCCGGGGACAAGGAGAGCGGCAACCGGGACCUGGGGUUCUGCAUGGGGUUGGGGGUAAGUGGAAGGUCCUCGAGAGGCGGCGGCGACGAGGAGGAGGACGGUGAUGGUGACAAGAGAGAGAGUCCGGCGACGGAUCGGCGCCACCACCAACAACACCAUCCGCCUUCGACUCUUCUUCAGCUCCAUCUCUUGCCUUUCUCUCCGACAAAUCCCAGGAACAGCCACCACAGCCACAAGCCCUCCACCUCUCAGUUUCGGCUUCCGUGGCUCACCGAUCACUUGGGGUCCGAGCCGGAAUCUUCGGGCGGGGCCGGCAGGGGCCUGGACGUGAACCGGUUCCCGGCGGCGGAGGAGGCGGAGCAGUCGUCGCCGAACAGCGCGCUGUCGUCGUUUCAGAUGGAGUUCGGCAUCAGAAGCGGCGGCGGGGCAGGAUUUAGGAGCGGCAGCCACAAGAGGGUCGACAUGGAAGGAGACAACGAGAGGGACUGUUCGAGAGGCAGCGACGACGACGACAACGGCCUGACCCGGAAGAAGCUCAGGCUCUCCAAGGAACAGUCGGCUUUCCUCGAGGAGAGCUUCAAGGAACACAACACCCUCAAUCCCAAGCAGAAGCUAGCUUUGGCGAAACAGCUGAAUCUCCGCCCUCGCCAAGUCGAGGUGUGGUUCCAGAACAGAAGAGCCAGGACGAAGUUGAAGCAGACGGAGAUCGACUGCGAGUACCUGAAGAGGUGCUGCGAGACGCUGACGGAGGAGAACCGGCGGCUCCAGAAGGAGCUCCAGGAGCUCCGGGCGCUCAAAACCUCCCAGCCCUUCUACAUGCAGCUCCCCGCCACCACUCUCACCAUGUGCCCCUCCUGCGAGCGCGUCGCCACCACCACCGCGCCCGCCUCCGCCGCCUCCUCCCCAGCGGCGGCGGCGGCGGCGGCGGCCCCGCCCCUCGCCAAGCCGAAGCCCAGAACGUACCCGUUCCCCCACGCCCCCAGCUCCAACCUCCCCCAGGCCCAACCCCAGGCCCACCAGGCCGCCUCCUGAUCGCGACCGGCGAGGCGACGGCGGCGCACGCGCCGUCCAUCCCCGAUGACUCCGUGUACAUACCUCGGCUUGGUUCUUUAAUUUAAAGUGGGCGGUUUCGCUUUCUAUUAUUUUAUUUUAUUUUAAAUUUCUCUUAAAUUUUGUUUGGGGGGUUGUGUUUCUCCUGGGUUGUCCCUACUGAGUUUUUUUGGGUAGAGGGAAAGCUUGGUACCUACUGUGUUUGGGGAAGAGUCAAGAGGUCAUGACCUUGUUCAAAAAUGGCUGAUGAGAAGAGAUUUUAGGACAAAAGAAGAUUGUUGGUCAGUUAAGGAAAAUUACAAAAUUUUAUUUAUUCCUAGUUCUUGAUGCAUAUCUCUCUUUUUUCCUUGGAAA